AUGGCGUCUAGCCUGGGGUUGGCCUUGGUCAGCUUUGGGGCGCUGUGCCUCAUGGGCGCUGCACAGCCCUCGUAUGGGCCAAUGGAGCCCCCGCCGUCGUAUGAGCCACCCCCGCCAUCCUAUGGGCCGUCGACGGGUACUCCGUACCUGGCCUGCGCUCACGGCGAUGUGCCCAAGGGAAACGACUACUACACAGCCCCGGAGUUGCUGGAUCAAUUCAGGGAUUCCGAGUGUCUUGCUUAUCCGCGGGGGUACAUGAACUACGGCGGGGCUUUCGGCUCACCCAGCGGGCCGCUGGCGACGGAGACGAGGUUCUUGGCGCGCUUCGACAGCGUGUGUCGCUACGCCCCAAGGGGCAAGGGACAAGAUUUGGCGUCCUUCUAUUCCCAGCAGUACCCCAUGGCCACCUAUAAGCGGGGGCAGAGAAUCUGUCUGGUGAGGGCCGCACGCGGCGCUGCACGGUAG
Molecule: messenger RNA, 465 nt
Organism: Ostreobium quekettii
Lineage: Eukaryota; Viridiplantae; Chlorophyta; Ulvophyceae; Bryopsidales; Ostreobiaceae
Source: the annotation of a GenBank genome assembly